AUGCCGUGCCACGAGAAUGGCGGAUCUUGUCGGCCUGAUUUAUAUGUCGGGGUCGAUUUCGGUACCACCUUUACAGGAGUCUCUUAUAUGACACCAGGGGACGCAGCCGCCACCAUUAUUCGCACAUGGCCCGGGAAAAAGGGUGCCAAGGUCCCUUCGGUCCUAGCCAAGGACACGACCGGGAACAAUAUCAAAUGGGGGUUCCUCUGUCAUGAUCUGGAUGAGAGCAGCAAGUGGAGAUUCCUCAAACUGUGCCUGGACUGCGACCCAUCCCGGCUCGCCGACACUCCGUGGGCGCCGGCCGACUCCUCCGAGGCUUACAAGCUGGUGGAGGUGUAUCUUCGCCAGAUCUACCUCUAUCUUUCGGGACAUCUCGUCGAAAAGCUAAUGGAGGACAGGACGAACGGGGUGGGGAGCUGGAAUAAGAGCUGGGCGCACAUGAGAGUCGAGUUCACAUUUAGUGUCCCCGGUACAUGGAGCCCGCUUGCGGUUCAUCGUUUCGCGCGCGCCGCUCGCCGUGCUGGAUUUGGCCAAGAGAUUGACCACCAAAUGGGUCUAGGAUUGACGGAAUCCGUGGCAGCGGUGGUUGCGACUAGCGAGCUGAAUAUUCCUUUCGCCAACGGCGACGCUGUACUAUCUAUCGAUGCCGGCGGCGGAACAACCGAUCUUGCUUUCGUCACGCUCCAGUCAAUGAAGCCGAUGAUGAUGGAGCCAGUGCUCCCCGUGACGGCAAUCGGAGUAGGCUCUGUUCUAAUCGACAUGGGCUUCAAAAACGAUCUCGAGACUAGGCUUGCGGCCAAAGGGGUGCCUCUGGACACGGCCAGGAAGUGCGCCGCGAAAAUUUCCCAGGGGGAAGAGUUCCAAAGGUGGAAGUGUAAUCACGGUCAAGAAAACACCGCACCGGAUAAGUCGAUGGCUGGAACAAUUUUCAAUUCUGAGGCGCUCGACAACCAAGGUGUCCCGGCCGAUUACAACUUGAUAUUCGAAAAAAAACUACUCGAUGGGCUGUUUGACUGUCAAAUAAAGGAAAUCAAGGCUCACGUCAUCGCGGCGCUCGGCGAGUUCGAAAAGGCCAGAGGCAAACGUCUCAAGCACAUCGUCUUGUCUGGUGGCCUAGGCUCUUCUGACUACGUCUUCCAGAAACUGGACGAGUUCUUCACCUGGCAGAAAGGUCGAAGACCAUGUCUCGGCGAAGCCAAACUCUGGACAUGUAGCAAUCCUCAAACGGCCGUCAUCAGAGGUCUCCUCAUGAACAAGAGAAAUGAGACUUUUGGACCCAGAAUCACUCGAGCUAGUUAUGGAGUCGUUGCCCACCAGUGCCCGCUCGGGAAAUCCAAGAGCCGCCUCAAGGGCUCUCGGGACUCUCGUGGCAAAGCCGUCCCAGGACAAAUCCAAUGGGUUGUCAAGAAAGGCACCAUGAUCCGCCCGAACGACAGGUUUCGCCACAAAGUCACCAGGACUUUCACCAAGAGCGACCCGGAUGACUGGACCGAGACGAUUGUUUCCUCCACCUGCAGUCUGGAGUACCUGCCACAGACCACGCAAGAUGCGGGCGUGGAAGUGCUCUGCCAGGUCCAGGUUCCGAAGGGUGCUCCGACGGGAAUGAAGAAGGGUACGUGGCCCUUCGCCGGCCGGUACCAGACGUAUGAGUGCGAGUUGCAGAUUGUCGUGGGGGAUUCUGGCGAAUGCACCGUCGACGUCAUCUCCAGCCGUGGAGUCGAACUAUCCAAAGGUUCGACGACGAUUAAUGUAAGCCACAACCCUUGA
Metarhizium album ARSEF 1941 is the source of this 1767-nucleotide messenger RNA. RefSeq lists its product as uncharacterized. The transcript is spliced from 5 exons. Bases 1 to 1767 code for a protein of 588 amino acids. NCBI's taxonomy places the organism in Eukaryota, Fungi, Ascomycota, Sordariomycetes, Hypocreales, Clavicipitaceae. The record is from RefSeq and is a predicted model, not a curated record.